This is a messenger RNA of Molossus molossus (Pallas's mastiff bat), 4188 nucleotides long. RefSeq names its product bone morphogenetic protein receptor type 1A (gene BMPR1A). Gene Ontology annotation, biological process: protein phosphorylation; cellular response to growth factor stimulus; dorsal/ventral pattern formation. Gene Ontology annotation, molecular function: ATP binding; SMAD binding; transforming growth factor beta receptor activity, type I. Gene Ontology annotation, cellular component: plasma membrane; signaling receptor complex. The transcript is spliced from 14 exons. The record is from RefSeq and is a predicted model, not a curated record. Bases 311 to 1909 code for a protein of 532 amino acids. NCBI's taxonomy places the organism in Eukaryota, Metazoa, Chordata, Mammalia, Chiroptera, Molossidae.
CCGCGCCCACCCGCCCCGCGCCGCGGCUGGAGAUGCGUUCCCCGGGGUCUGGAUCUGUGAAAAUAUGCGUCAGUUCAACGCGGUCCUGGAAUUCAUGAGAUGGAAGCAUAGCUCGAAGCUGGCGGGAGAUCGGAAGCAGCCUCGCCUCCAGCCACAGCCCGAGGAGUCGGGAGAAGGCAGUGGACAUUGGAGUCAUUGUAGAGUCAUUGAGCCCUUUUACCAGAAAGCCUCACUGAGCGAAGCCUUUAAGCUAGCGCCAUAAGAACGGUUGUCAAAGGUGACGUGUAAAAGGAGACAUCAGAACUGAACCAUGAGUCAGCUGUGUAUUCGCAUCACGUUAUUGGGAGCCUGUCUGUCCAUCGCUUCUCGUGUUCAAGGGCAGAACCUAGACAGCAUGCUCCACGGCACCGGGGCGAAGUCGGACUCCGACCCGAAAAAGUCAGAAAAUGGAGUGACCUUAGCACCAGAAGACACCUUGCCUUUCUUAAAGUGCUACUGCUCGGGACACUGCCCGGACGACGCCGUCAACAACACCUGCAUAACUAACGGGCAUUGCUUUGCCAUCAUAGAAGAGGAUGACCAGGGGGAGACGACGCUAGCUUCGGGGUGUAUGAAAUAUGAAGGGUCUGAUUUCCAGUGCAAGGACUCACCGAAGGCCCAGCUCCGCCGGACCAUCGAGUGCUGCCGGACCAACCUGUGCAACCAGUACCUGCAGCCCACCCUGCCCCCUGUGGUCAUAGGCCCCUUCCUGGACGGCAGCGUGCGCUGGCUGGUGGUGCUCGUCUCCAUGGCCGUGUGCCUCGUGGCCAUGGUCGUCUUCUCCAGCUGCUUCUGUUACAGACAUUAUUGCAAGAGCAUCUCCAGCAGACGGCGUUACAACCGUGACCUGGAGCAGGAUGAAGCGUUUAUCCCCGCGGGAGAGUCCCUGAAGGACCUCAUCGACCAGUCGCAGAGUUCCGGUAGUGGGUCCGGCCUGCCCCUGCUGGUCCAGCGCACCAUUGCCAAGCAGAUCCAGAUGGUCCGGCAGGUUGGGAAAGGCCGGUACGGAGAGGUGUGGAUGGGCAAGUGGCGGGGCGAGAAGGUGGCGGUGAAAGUCUUCUUCACCACCGAGGAGGCCAGCUGGUUCCGGGAAACGGAGAUCUACCAGACCGUGCUGAUGCGCCACGAAAACAUCCUCGGCUUCAUAGCUGCAGACAUCAAGGGCACCGGCUCCUGGACCCAGCUCUACCUGAUCACUGACUACCAUGAAAACGGGUCCCUGCACGACUUCCUGAAGUGUGCGACCCUGGACGCCAGCGCCCUGCUCCGGCUGGCACACUCCGCCGCCUGCGGCCUGUGCCACCUGCACACGGAGAUCUACGGCACCCAGGGGAAGCCCGCCAUUGCGCAUCGGGACCUGAAGAGCAAGAACAUCCUCAUUAAGAAAAACGGAAGCUGCUGUAUUGCUGACCUGGGCCUUGCUGUGAAAUUCAACAGCGACACGAAUGAAGUGGACGUGCCCCUGAACACGCGGGUGGGCACCAAGCGGUACAUGGCCCCGGAGGUGCUGGACGAGAGCCUGCACAAGAGCCACUUCCAGCCCUACAUCAUGGCGGACAUCUACAGCUUCGGGCUCAUCAUCUGGGAGAUGGCCCGCCGCUGCGUCACCGGAGGGAUCGUGGAGGAGUACCAGCUGCCGUACUACAGCAUGGUGCCCAGCGACCCGUCCUAUGAAGAUAUGCGCGAGGUGGUGUGUGUCAAGCGUUUGCGGCCGAUCGUGUCCAAUCGGUGGAACAGUGACGAGUGUCUGCGGGCCGUGCUGAAGCUGAUGUCGGAGUGCUGGGCCCACAACCCGGCCUCCAGGCUCACGGCCCUGAGGGUCAAGAAGACACUCGCCAAGAUGGUCGAAUCCCAAGAUGUGAAGAUCUGAGGGGAUCAGCUGGGAGCUUAGAACGUCGUUCUUUGUGUGUGGACAGCUUCACUUUAAAUGUGGUUUCUGAUGCCUUUUGUAAAUGGGGUUUUUAUGAACUGCAUCAAGACUUCGGUCCUGAUCCCUGAGUCUCCAGUCACAUCUGGGUACUGAACUACCUGCUCGUAGCGUGCUGCUUUCUGUGAAAGUCUUGAGAAGAUGAAUGAAUUCAGCAGAGACGGAGAGAGAGUACCUUGCCUUCUACCUGAGGGAACGCAACCUAUUUGUACUUGACCUUUGUGGACAGCGUGCGGGUCGCCACCCGCCGGGGACGCUGCCGUGGGGGAGAUGUCGUCAGGCCGUGGUCGUGGUGUGUGUACCCGCUCACCAGGGUCUCUGCUGCCAUCGAAUGAAGACGUGCUUCAUGAACACAGGAUGAGACAGUGGCUGUGGGUUUUCUGCUGUAAACGCGUGUGAUCUGACCAAGCUUCGCCAGUCGCUCCAAGCCAUUCACCUUCAAAGUGACCUAGCUUCUCCACCAACUUUAUUUUUUAACAGAAAAGUGGAUGUAAAGGCCAAAAAAGUUUCAAGUGCCUGGGAAUUUGGACCGUUUUCCUCCCGCCCCCAUCUUUUCCUUUUUCAUCCGGUAGUUGCCGCCGUCGUCCCGGAGGAAGCAUCCUGUCCGAAGCUGGGACCGCAGCGCCACGAACUUGUAAGAAAUCACUUCUCCGCGCGCGUCACUGAUCCCUGCGUCCGAUGGAAUGUUAAGUGCCUAUAACCGUGUUCUGUGCUCUUAUCUCAGUAACUUUUCAAAGGGAAGUUAUUUAUAUUUUGUGUGUCAUAUGCUUUAUCUGCAAACACCUGUUCCUUUCGGACCAUAUGUCAUCUUUGUACAUACGUCCCUACUGUAGCCAUCCGCUCGCGUGUCCUCACCCCAUCCUUAGGGGGAAAGCGGCAAGGUCGUCAGAAGCAAACGUCACGUGGAACCCCACGUGAAUCCUUAGAGCAAAGCCACUCAGAAUAGUCUGUCAACCCGAGUUCGCUCUUCAGGCACAGACUCUCGUUAAGAUGUUGUCUCCAUUUUCCUUUUUGAAAGGAUCCUCUAAUUAGAAAUUUUGGUUUCAGAGCUGAUACAAAUUUAUUAACGACUACUUCAGGCGUUGAAAUCACUUGCGGUUUCAGCCGUGUGAUUUCUGUUCCGUAACCUGUGAGGACAGUGGCGACUCGGGCAGUGCCCACCUCUCACCUCGUGGCCGCCGGGAAACACCGCCGGGCGCCUGGUAGUCCAAGGAGUCAGUCAGUCAGUCAGACUUCCUGCGUGUCUGUGAUGCCUCUAAAUGUCACUGUCUUAGUCUGAAAAAGCAACUCCUACACAGAGAGUGAGGCUUUUUUUUUUAAUACAGCAUAAAAUAAAUGUGAUUAUAUUACAACAUGGUCAGAACACUUUAGCGGGGACAUCAGAGCACGAACCCAUUCAUUUCCAAAAAUUGGACUUGCUCUUAAGGAUGAAACUCUGAUAUAGUUGCUACAUCAAAUUUCACUAAUUUAAAAUGUGCUUUAACAGUUUUUAUUAAAUUUAGUAAUUUUCAUUUAAGAAAAUUUAAGUUUCAAAUGUUCAUCAAGAUAAGUAAAUAUUUACAUGUUGGUCCUACCCAGUAACUUGCUGUUUCAGAAUGAUUUUCCCAUCUCUCACAGUGAGACUCACAGAUAUUUUUAUCUAAAUUGUCCUGCCAUUUAACAACACUUAUGAGCUCUGAUCUUCUUAGGCUAAGGUUAACCUUGAUUUAUUUUUUUAUUUGAUAAAUUAUACAUCUUAAAAAUGAUUUGUCACCUUUAUAAGAAAGUAUGUAAGAAAAGGCAUCUGUUCUUAGAAAUGUUAAAAUGAUGUGAACUCAACACAUUACAGAUAGUAUAUCAGUACAAGCCCAUCAUAAAGAUGUUUUAAAUGAAAUUGAUCUAUUAAAAGUGUUAUCAAGAAUUAAUGUUAGAGACUUGUUCAAUAUAAAUAUUUUCUAGUAUAAUGUUUUUUUAAAAAGCAGAUGAUGAAUUACUUGAAAUUUUAAAGUCUAAACAUAGUUGCAUGGAACUUUUCCUCUCUCCUUCUUACUUUUACUCAUAAAUUUCUAACUUCAUCCGGUCAGUGAACUAUUUAAAGCGUAAGAGGAGGGAGGUAUUAUAUAGUACCAUAGUUCAUAACUUGUAAAACCCUAGAAACCAUUAUUUGGUCUCACGAUUUAGCAUUUUAAAAACGCGUGGCUUCUGUCUGUCAUCCCUUUAAAUAACUGAAACAAAAACAGAAC